Messenger RNA from Phascolarctos cinereus (koala), 2069 nucleotides. NCBI's taxonomy places the organism in Eukaryota, Metazoa, Chordata, Mammalia, Diprotodontia, Phascolarctidae. The record is from RefSeq and is a predicted model, not a curated record.
AUGAACGACCAGGGUUGUAAGAAUGCCAGUGACUGCACGGUUUCCCGCCUGCUCAAUGUGGUGGAAAGUGAGCUCCAGGCAGGGAGGGAGAAAGGGGACCCCACAGAAAAGCAGCUUCAGAUAAUCCUGGAGGAUGCAGCCCUUUGGCAGAGAUUCAAGGAAGUCACUAAUGAAAUGAUCGUGACCAAGAAUGGCAGACAGUUGAUUAGGUGUAAGUCGAAAGUCAACUGGGUAUCGAACCUAGAAUGUUAUCGUCUGAGUGAGGCAAGCUGUGUUAGCAUUUUCCAGCUUCCUAAGAAUGGAAAGAAAGAACAAGAGGAGUUAUUCUUGUAUCUACUUUUCCUGUGUCUGAGACGCAUGUUUCCUGUCUUGAAGAUCAGUGUAACUGGGUUGGAUCCCAACGCCAUGUACUCCUUCCUGCUAGACUUCACCCCGACUGACAGUCACCGGUGGAAAUAUGUCAAUGGUGAAUGGGUGCCAGCCGGCAAGCCAGAAGCCUCCAACCACAGCUGCGUCUAUAUCCACCCAGAUUCUCCCAACUUUGGUGCCCACUGGAUGAAAGCCCCCAUCUCCUUCAGCAAAGUGAAGCUUACCAACAAACUCAAUGGAGGUGGGCAGAUAAUGCUGAACUCUCUGCAUAAAUACGAACCCCAGGUUCAUGUAGUUCGAGUUGGCAGUACUCACCGGAUGGUGAUGAAUUGCUCCUUUCCUGAAACUCAGUUCAUAGCUGUGACCGCCUAUCAGAAUGAGGAGAUAACUGCUCUCAAAAUCAAGUACAACCCAUUUGCCAAAGCCUUCUUGGAUGCCAAGGAACGAAACCACCCAAAAGAUGCUCCAGAAGUUAUCUCAGAGAGCCAGCAUGUUACGUACUCCCACUUGGGAGGUUGGCUCAUUUCUAAUCCAGAUGCCAUGUGCACAUCAGGGAACUCCAACUACCAGUACCCUGCUCCUCUGCCUUUGGCCUCUCCCCACUCCCACCAUGGCUGUGAGCACUACUCUGGUCUCCACGGACGCAGGGCAGCUCCCUACCCUCCUCCCUACAUGCAUAGAAACCAUUCUUCUACAGUGAACUUGAUAGAGAGCUCAAGCAAUAGCCUGCAAGUUUUUUCUGGAAACAACAGCUGGACUUCUUUAUCCUCCGCUCCCCAUGCCAGUGUGCUCUCAGUCCCCCAUACCAACGGAGCGGCCUCUCCCCGGCCCAGUCACUACCCUUGCCUAUGGACCAUCAAUAACAACGCCGGGAGCUCCGCUGACCCGGGCCCAUCUGUGCACACCAGCUCUUCAGGCACAUUUCUCCUAGGCAACACAGCUCUGUCCUCACCCCCUUCCUUGACCCCCAUCCAAGUGCCCACUUGUGCCAGCACGGAUACCAUGGGGGAGUCCUCCCUCUCCGGCAUUGCCGUGUCCACCUGGACAGCAGUAACAUCCCAUUCCUUCUGAUGGGGGAGAGGGAGAAGCAUUCUCUCUUUCCGUUAUUGGACAAUCCAAUAAGGUCUGAAAAUUAAGACCAUCCAUGGAGGGACUAUAAACUGAAACCGUAUCUGAUGGAUCCAGAUGGAUCAGACUUCAGACGAUUCUUUCUCUCUUUUCUUAAAGGAGACAAGUUAUCUCACUGAGAGGAGAAGGAAGAGGAGAUUAGUACUACUAAUGUUGGGAAGAGUUGGGGGAACUGGAAUGAGCAUAACAUGGAUUUUUGAGUUAGGUUAAUAUGUUAAAAUGUUAGAAUUAGUUUAGACUUCCCCUUCUCUAUGCUCAAAACAGAUUGAGGAGUCUAAACUUCAAUUAUCUUUUGAAGACAAAGCAGAUUUUUGUUGGUGGAAGGUUGUGGGGAAGGGGUGUCUCUAGAUAUUAUUGUCAGUAAUUACUAGAUUUUUUGGCCGACCUCAAGAGUCAAGAGGAUAAUUAUAAAGAAUGGUAGUUCUGAAACUGGGGAGAGAUGCAUUUAAGGUGUAGCCCGUAUAGCUGUAUGCAUUUCAAACAUUUUUUUUUUCUCAGAUCCAAUCCAAUAGUUAAGAUGAUGCUGAUGGUGCACCAUUUCCCUGCCUUUUCCUCUAACUCUUUACAUGUAC